UGGUUGGUUCCCUUCUUUUCUGUUGCUCUUUCGUCCACCGCUACGUCCUUCGACGCUUCCACUCUUUUGAAACCUGGGCCAACAAUUAUCUGGGCCUCAUGUCGGUGUAUGAGGCUUCGAUAGACGACAGUGACACCACAGUUCUGUAUUCCAACGGCUGGGUGCCAGUGACGGAGGAUGGAACAUGGAGGGGGACAAUGCACUCCACGUCUAUAAUUGGCUCCACCGUUAGGAUUCGCUUCAGAGGUUCUGCAGUCGCCGUUAUCUGUACGAUUCCAACUGGUGGUGAAGGGCAAAGGAGUAUGGCAACCGUCAGCCUCGACGGCGGGGAUCCUGUUCUUGUGUCGGCAUUGACGACGCCUCCCGUCCAGUGGAACUAUGAGUUCUUUAAGGCCGACUCCCUUCCAUUUGCCUCCCAUCUCCUCGUCAUCACGAACGCAGGAAAUGAAGCAUAUCUUCGGCUGGACCGCAUUGAUUACGACCCUACGGAUAGCCACGCCCCGAGGACGCCGACGACCACUCCCCAAGCCCCAGCUGCCGUAACGACAACCGCGACCUCUGUUGUUGUACUUCCCGGAUCUUCAACAACACGAAAUGGUGGCGGAGUUGGCCAAUCCUCGACCUCAAGCCAAGGUUCUGCACUUCAAGGAAGUGUAGUCACUGAUUCGAUGAUCCUGUCUGGAUCGCCUGGUGGCUCAUUCUCAACUGAGAGCAUACCGCCGUUGACCGCCUCUUCCUCUCAGCAAACCUCCUUGGGCUCAAUCAACUCGGACAAUGAUACCUCCGGUGCCAGCCAGUCUUCGGAAUCUCCACUGGCCGCAAUCCUCGGCGGCGUUCUUGGCGGUCUACUCUUCCUGGUCCUCGUCGCUGGCCUUAUCUUCUUCCUCUGUCGUCGUCGACGUCGAAAAGCGGCUGCGAGACAAGCAGGAUCCGGCCCCGACUUUCCUACCGGCAAGUCAUUUACUCCUUUUUUCGACAUAUCUCAUGUUAUUCCUACAGUUGAAACAACUCAGAGGCGCACCGUUCCUACCCCCUACGACCUGGCCCUCGGUUACAACACGCCUGACUCCUCGCAACAGCAUUUUGGUUCAUACGAGGAAGGAUACCCCCAGAUGUCGACGCCGACUAGGUCGGAAGGUGGCUUGAGCUCGCAAACAGCAUUGCUGUCUCCUGUGCGACGGACCGAAAAAGAGAUGUUGGCUGCCCGUCUUUCUAGAGCAGGUCUUGUAUCGCAGGAGGCCCCGCCGGCAUACUUCGCUAGCUCUCCUGCUUAUUAGU
Cyclocybe aegerita is the source of this 1278-nucleotide messenger RNA. Lineage: Eukaryota; Fungi; Basidiomycota; Agaricomycetes; Agaricales; Hemipholiotaceae. The record is from the annotation of a GenBank genome assembly.